AGAUUCCGAAGUGCAAUUGGUUCUCAUCAUACACUUACACUGAAUAAGUACAUUUGGCAAUGAGAUGAGCGUACAAUCAACUGAUAAUCGAAAAAGUUUGAAAACCACUGAUUAAUGUAAUAACAAUCCAAACCUACAUGUUUUAUCUCGUGUAAAAAAUAUUGGAUAUUGGAAACCGCUGGCUUGUGAAAAUGAGCACCUCUUCUAUUCGGUUUAAGUGUACAAUGAACAACACAAUUCUUGACGUCAUGAGAAAAAGAGGAUGGGUUGAAGUUCUCAGAGAAGAUGAAUGUGAAUUCUUUUGGUGUGAUCCAAUGACAAUGAAAGAGUUAUUUGAUCAUGGAUUAAUGGGAAAUAUUACGAAGAUUUGUCAUUUUCGAAAUCAUUUUGAGCUUACACGUAAAAAUUUAAUGGUUAAAAAUUUGAAACGUUUAAAACGUAAAUGGGAGAAAGAAUACAACAAACAAGAAGGUCAAAGGCUGGAUUUUUUCCCAACAACAUUUGAAUUACCAAUGGAAUAUCAUAUGUUCAUUGAAGAAUUUCGUCGAUGUCCCGGUUCUAUAUGGAUUAUGAAACCUGUGGCUAAAUCACAAGGCAAAGGAAUAUUUCUUUUUCGUAAAUUAAGAGAUAUUGAAGCAUGGAAACGUGCUGGAAUGAAAUGUGACCAGUUAGCUGUUAGUGAUACUACGGCGGCCGCGGCUGCUUUGGCUAAUCGUGAAUCACCAGAAACUUAUGUUGUUUCACGCUAUAUAACAAAUCCUUAUUUAUUAUGUGGACGGAAAUUUGAUCUACGUGUUUAUGUUCUAGUUACUUCGUACAAUCCAUUGAAAGUUUGGAUUUACAGAGAUGGAUUUGCUCGAUUUUCUAAUACAAGAUUCUCAUUGGAUUCUAUUGAUGAUCAAUAUAUACAUUUGACAAAUAUUGCUGUACAAAAAACUGCACCAGAUUAUGAUGCUGAAAAAGGUUGUAAAUGGUCGAUUGGUCGUUUACGUCGACAUCUUUUAGCUAAAUAUGGUUAUAAAAAAGUGGCAGAAUUAUUUCAUCAAAUCGAUAUGAUAUUUAUUGGCAGUUUAUUAAGUGUACAAAAAAUCAUUAUCAAUGAUAAACGUUGUUUUGAAUUGUAUGGUUAUGAUAUUCUACUUGAUAAUAAUUUACGACCAUGGUUAUUAGAAAUUAAUGCAUCUCCUUCAUUGACUGCUUCGUCUAAAGAAGAUUAUCGAUUAAAAACUAAUCUUUUGGAUGAUAUGCUAGAUAUUGUAGACCUGGAAGGUCGUCUGACAAAUCUUGAGAAACGUGUUGGUGAUUUCGACCUAAUCUGGGAUGAUGGUCCAAUACUUCCUACGUCUGAUACUACAGAAGGUUGGUUAAUCAAUGCAUUGAAUACGAUAAAUCCAUUCAAUUCCGAAAGCCCGUCAAAUUCAAUUCAUGUAUUCGGACCUAAUGGACUGCCUAGACUUAAUUCAUUUCUUGGUUGUACUUCACCACAAUCACCUAAAUGUAGGAUGAGCUUUAAACCUUAGUGCUUGGACUGUUGUUGUUACCUAGUGAUGAUAAGAAAUAAUGUACAAUUAGAUUAUUCCGC
Molecule: messenger RNA, 1582 nt
Organism: Schistosoma turkestanicum
Lineage: Eukaryota; Metazoa; Platyhelminthes; Trematoda; Strigeidida; Schistosomatidae
Source: the annotation of a GenBank genome assembly